AUGUUCGCUACGGACGGCAAAGAUUCAAUCAACCGCACUGAAUCCGAAACCGGCGACUGCUCAAGCACCACGGCAGGCUCCUGCAACUCAGGCACCCACGUCCCGGACUCUACCCGGACUCAGCAUCACCAACGUCAGUGUGACCAACCUCAGGCGCUAGGGACUGUUGGAGACGCGCUCUGGAACGGCAUGGCUGAAGGUGUGCUGCAUGCGUCUGCUGGCUCAGAAACCGAGCGAAAGAUCAGUGCAAGUAACAGUUUGAGAAGUAGUGGUGUUUUUGCGUCAUACCCUGAGCAGGACCUGCUCACGUCAGUUGUCUUGGAACCUGUUGCUGCGCAAGUCGCCUCGGAAGUUGACGUAGAGACCGGUAAGAGGGAGCAAAGCACCCCACUGGCCCCCGGCCAAACGGGCAGCGCAGUGCCCGCUACCAGCGCCUUGACCGCCACCAGCGCCUUGCCCGCUACCAGCGCCUUGCCCGCUACCAGUGCAUUGCCUUCGUUGUGGGCACUGUCUUCCUCCUUAGUCCCCAGGAAUUCAGGCACCGACUCCAAUGGCUACGACCCCAGAGGUUACGAGCAAAGUGUGCGGCAAUCUAGUGUUGAGUUGGAAGCGUAUUUACGCUGUGGUGUACUGUCUUCGAGCUCCCCUUGCCCCGUGACUUCCGACUGGGUGUUGCCUCCCAGUUUGGCUGGUCCCGGUUCUGGUAACCGCUCCGUCCCCGGUUCGAUUCCCAGCUUUGCUUCCAGCUCGAUCCUAGCGCCGGGCACGGUACCGGAGGAGGCGGUGGUUCGCGAUGUGCGGUUCCGGAAACGGUACGGUGGACUACGUGUGACCGGGCAACAGCCGCUGGACCGCGUAGGCCCCCCGCGCGCCGGAGCAAUUGCGUGCGGGACGGUCAGCGCGGUAUCGGGAAUUCCUCUCGUGACGGCGCAGGGUCGACCGCGCGAUGUGAACCGUCGUGGCGUACUCGAGGAUCUCCUCAUGGCUCACGAAAUCGCCGUCCUCCGAACGCCACCGCCGCUCCGUGCUGCGGAGGUUGCGCGCAAAGCUCAAUUCGUCCGUCGCCUCGUCUACGCCAGUCCGGAGGGGCUGUCAAGGCAAGGGCGCGGAGCGACCCAAUCAGGGCAAAGACACGACUUGACCGAGCAAGGCCAGGGUCUGAGUGAGCAAGGUCACGGUCUGAGCGAGCAAUGGCACGGCCUCAGCGAGCAGGGGCACGGUCUGAGCGAGCAAGGUCACGGUCUGAGUGAGCAGGAAAGGAACGGCAGUCUGGGACGGUCCCCAGGUGGCCGUGUCGAAGCGGCGUCGCCUCCUUCCUCCAGUCGUCGCGAGCUCUACAGACGCCUCGUGCGCGCUCUCGACCAACGCGCACCGCCAGAGCAGAGGCUGCUGCCCCCAAGCAACAGUCCGGCGGCGUCGAAGCCGACGGGGCCCGGACCCAAGCAAGGUCCGCCUAGUGCGGUCCGCAAGGCCCGGCCGAAACUGAGUCAGAAGUUGGGCGGGGACCUACGUCGAGCGACCCUGGCCUCGACUGUGGCGGCCGCAGGCGACGGCUGUCCGGCUCUCGGCGGUCCGUACUGCCGUAGAAAAGACGAGGCUGCGGAGGCUAGCCAAUCGUUGCUACCGCCAGCCGGGGUCCGCCUGUGCGACCCAGGACCAGUCGUCGUUGGCUACUUUGCCCGCCAUUUGGGCUACGGGACAGCAUGGGGCUGGAUCCAGACUCUUUCAACGAGAAAGCAAGCUGAGCGACUACUUUGUGUAGGUACCGACCAACCCACUACCUCAACGAUCGCCCCAACCGUCACCGGGCCGGAGCGACGACCUGCGUGGAAGGACGACCUGCCCGAGCGACUACCUGAACCCGAACCCAGCGACUACUUAGACUGA
This is a messenger RNA of Gregarina niphandrodes, 1887 nucleotides long. RefSeq lists its product as hypothetical. The record is from RefSeq and is a predicted model, not a curated record. The coding region runs from base 1 to 1887 and encodes 628 amino acids. NCBI's taxonomy places the organism in Eukaryota, Apicomplexa, Conoidasida, Eugregarinorida, Gregarinidae. The transcript is spliced from 2 exons.